AUGAGUGUCUAUUUGAGCGUUUUGUUCGGAGUGCUAACUUUCGAAAUGGCAUGUCUGUUCACACUGGUGCUACCGCUACAUUAUAAACUUCGCAAAGCGUUGGUGACCAGCUAUUUCCGGUUCGUCAGCUACACGCAGGUGAAAACGGUGAUUUUCAUAGUGCAGGGACUCGUAGGACUGCUUUUCGUGGAUUCGUGGAAAAGGUCCCAGAUAUCUGUAUUUCUACACCAUCACCAGGCCACGUCUGGAGCGGACCCUAACGCCGUGGGUAAUGUCACACCCGUCCAAGCUUUGGCCUCCAGAGCGUAUAAUCAAAGAAAUAUCUACAUUUCCGGGUUUAUACUAUAUUUCUGGUUCUGCAUUCCUGUAGUGAUCAGCGUGGUGAGAAGACUGGUAAAGUACGAAACUCUGAUCCGGGAAAGCGCCAGUUCUGAGAACGAUGCCAAAGCGGACUCCGAAAAAUCCUCUGACGACGAUGAGAUUUCAGCUCUUCGGAAAGAGCUCAAGGAAAAAAAGGCGUCCAUUAGUGCCCUACGCUCGCAAAAGGCUAAUUUAGAGGCACACUACGACAAGACCGUGGUUCCCAAGCUAGACAAAGAAGCAUCAUCCGGGGAGAAAAAGAGCAACUAA
This is a messenger RNA of Lachancea lanzarotensis, 630 nucleotides long. RefSeq names its product LALA0S09e05226g1_1 (gene YET2). The transcript has a single exon. Gene Ontology annotation, biological process: intracellular protein transport; endoplasmic reticulum to Golgi vesicle-mediated transport. The record is from RefSeq and is a predicted model, not a curated record. NCBI's taxonomy places the organism in Eukaryota, Fungi, Ascomycota, Saccharomycetes, Saccharomycetales, Saccharomycetaceae. The coding region runs from base 1 to 630 and encodes 209 amino acids. Gene Ontology annotation, cellular component: endoplasmic reticulum; endoplasmic reticulum membrane.